Molecule: messenger RNA, 318 nt
Organism: Pipistrellus nathusii (Nathusius's pipistrelle)
Lineage: Eukaryota; Metazoa; Chordata; Mammalia; Chiroptera; Vespertilionidae
Source: the annotation of a GenBank genome assembly
AUGUUUAAAAAACUUUGGGAUUUUAAAGCCAAUUAUUAUUAUAGAAGAAAUUUUCUUGUUGGCAAAUCUGUAAUGGAGAUAAAUUAUUGUCUUUCAGUGGCUUUAAUGUUAAAGUUUUAUUUUAUUUUAUUUAUUUUACUUUACUUUACUAUUUUAUUUUAUUUUAUUUUAUUUUAUUUUUUUAUUUUAUUUUAUUUUAUUUUAUUUUAUUUUAUUUUAUUUUAUAAAAACAGGAGUGCCCCAGGGAUCUGUGAGGCAACCUUUGAAUGUGGUCCACUAUUAUUCAAGAAUUACCCAUUAUGGCCAAAACUGGUUUAG